Molecule: messenger RNA, 1155 nt
Organism: Stylonychia lemnae
Lineage: Eukaryota; Ciliophora; Spirotrichea; Sporadotrichida; Oxytrichidae
Source: the annotation of a GenBank genome assembly
AUGGAAUUCAAGUUUAAUGUCCAGGGAGAGCUAUUUUGCAACAAAGAUGGUUACUCUUCAAUCAAGCUCACACAUCUUUUGGAUGAAGAAUACGUCAACACUAACCUUAUAUUGGAUGUUAUCCUAAAAAUGCGAUAAUUACUCUAGAAAAAUAUUGGAGUAAAUAUUCCAUAAACCUUGAAUGAAUUACCCAGCGAUUCCAGAAUAUAUAUCAAAGCUUUUGAAAAUAAAUGUUAUGGCUAUCUAAUUGUAAGUGAUGACCCUCUUGGCACAGGAAAAGUGAAAUUGCAUGAAAUGUAUGUGUAUGAACCCUACUAAAAAUUUGGCCAUGGAAAGAGCCUUUUUGAUAAGAUGUUAUAGGUUGAGAUUAAGGCUCCAACUCAAAUUCUCAUUGACUAACCUUCAUUUCCUUUGUAAAGAUUUAUGAAGAAGCACUUUGUAGGUACCACUUUUUAGCAAAAUCAAUUAAAUACACCAUCAGACACAUAUAGCUUUAAUUCAAGCCAUAAACAAAAGAAUUCUGACUUCCUUUCAAAUGUUGGCAGAUAGAUGCUGAUGAGUGGAAAUCAAAAUUAAAUUAACUAUAACAAUACACCUUAAUAUGAUAAGACUAAAAGUUUCUCUGGUUUAAGACCAAGGCCUGACUAUAUACCUGAUAAUUUCGGCAAGCAUUACUCACUAUUUGGAAGCCAUUUCAAUAACGUCUCCACUAACCCUUCAAAGUAUGAUCCUCAAAGAUAGUAGUAUGACUUCUAAUUGGAUUUUUCUUUGGUAAAAGGAAAUCAUCCUUAGUUAUAUAGAAAUCAAAGGAGCAAUGAAAAUUCUUUAGAAAGAGAUAGUUCCUAGGGACUCUAUGAGUCUCAGCAUUUUCACUCAGGUUCACUAACAAAUAGAGGGGAAUAUGGAGCAGCUGGUCAGAAACUUGGGUAAAGCAUGACAGUAAAAGAUCUCCUAUCUAUGAGAAAGGAUGAACUAAACAAAAUGGGGUCACCUCAUAAAAUUGGAUUAGCUAAAGUGGCAGUUAUUUAUCCUCAUAAUCUAAAUGAUGGGAUCAAGGCUGCUCCUUAAGCUCCUUUUGCCACAUUCGAAAGAGAAAAUUAGGGUAACAAGUAAUUUUUCAGAACUGGAGACAAAUAGAGCAUAAUUUAGAUUUGA